Molecule: messenger RNA, 820 nt
Organism: Suillus paluster
Lineage: Eukaryota; Fungi; Basidiomycota; Agaricomycetes; Boletales; Suillaceae
Product: ribosomal protein S24e-domain-containing protein
Exons: 4
Coding region: 37-456 (139 amino acids)
Biological process (GO): translation
Cellular component (GO): ribosome
Molecular function (GO): structural constituent of ribosome
Source: RefSeq, a predicted model, not a curated record
AGAAAAGGUCGCAAAACGUCGAGGACGACAAAAAUCAUGGUAAGAGCCGACAACGCAGCACCGGUUACCCUCCGCGCCCGUAAAUUCAUCACCAACCGCCUUUUGGCGCGCCGUCAGUUUGUUCUCGAUGUUCUCCACCCAUCGCGACCCAACGUACCACGAGACGAGCUCGCAGAGAAAUUGGCUACCAUGUACAAGACAGAAAAAGCACGCGUAGUCUGCUUUGGUUUCCGAACACAAUUCGGUGGUGGACGUAGCACUGGGUUUGCGCUGAUUUACGAUGAUGAGGCAUCACAGAAGAGGUUCGAGCCUAAACACAGACUGGUCAAGUCUGGCCUUGCGACCAAGGUUGACAAACCUUCACGUAAACUGCGACACGAGAGAAAGAACCGCGCGAAGAAGUUCCGUGGUACCAAGAAGACCAAGGCUGCCGAACCCGCCAAGAAGGGCAAGUAAACAUUGCCCUCUCACAUUGGUUUAUCUCCGUUUCUUGCUCGAGUGCACCCUUAUUAUCGAGAAGCUGUACUAUGGCAUAUGUCACACCACAACCACAUCCAUGAAUCAUAUGCACAUGCGUGGCUCACAAGCAUUUCCAUUGGCAUUCGCGCAUUUUCUAAGAGUAUUACAAGACCAGUUGGCUAUUUUGGGUAUCGAUGUAGUGGUAAUAUAGUCGAGCAUGAAGUUCUAGCACCAGGGGAUGAAACACAAAGUAAAGCUUUAGAAGCCAAGCUUUUUGUGGAUGAUAUCUGGAUCUUCUUGAUACUCCUCUGCUGAUACCCACAUCUGUGGAUAUGUUUCAGAACCGCCCACACAAAACAAG